CUGCCAGCAGCAGGAGGCAGGAGGGAUCCAGCAGCAAGGAGAAUGGCAACAGUGAGGAGAAGGCUGGCAGCAAGGAGCAGGACCCACUCAGCACGAAGGUGCUGAAGGAGCUGUUGGACGAGCUCCUCAGUGUCUGCCGAGUGCUGUCCCGGAGGAGCUUCAUGCCAGAGCUGCACCCAGCCACCGGGACAGGCACCAGCUCUGAAGCCUGGAGCAUCCAGGAGAACAGCAGCACCUACUGCCCUCUGGUCAUCCUGCGGCCACCCCUCGGCCACUCCUUCAGCCCGGAGAGCACAGAGCAGCCGCCAGCCAGGCGCAUCCGUGUGGUGCUGGAGUGCCUGUGCUCAGGGGAGCAGCUGCUGGGGCAGAUGUGCUUUCUCCACACCUCUGGUGGCCAGCUGCCCAGGGAUCAGGAGUGGUACCUGCUGGACACCCUCUGCACAGGCUCCUACUUGGACGCUGAGAAAGUCACCUGCUGGGUCCAAAUGUUGGUGGCAUCAGCCUGGCUGCGUUUGCCCCACUCGCGCCACUGCCAGCUCACAGCGCUGCCCUCCCACAAGUCCUGCAUCUUCCAGCUGAGCAGCACCUCUGGCCUGUGCUGCAGCAUCGAGAUGGCUUUGGCUGUGCAGCAAGGCAGCUCAGGUGCCUACCUGACCCUCGAGUAGGCAUCAGCCAGCUCUGCCAGCAGCACCGUGUCUCAGACACAUGCUGUGUCUCAGACUCACUGCCACAGUGCCACUGCUGCAGAGGUGAUAGCAUUAUUACCAAAAACGAGUAGAGGAAGGUGAAGUCAGCUGAAGUCAACCAUUGCUCAUGGCACAUUUUUUUGUCUUCUGUUAGGAUUCUUUAACUCCUUUUUACAAACUCUGAAAACAGUAGCCGGAUCACAGUAAUUCUGAAAUCUUCCAGGGCAGAGCUGGGAAGGUUAAUAUGAUUUCAAAAAUGUCUUAAGUUCUUUGAUUUUUAUUUGGUGUCCCAACAAGUCACUUGUGAUAAGAAUACAGACAAGUCAAAAACAUUA
Molecule: messenger RNA, 1021 nt
Organism: Cyanistes caeruleus (blue tit)
Lineage: Eukaryota; Metazoa; Chordata; Aves; Passeriformes; Paridae
Source: RefSeq, a predicted model, not a curated record